AUCCAACUCGGUUCAUCCGUCAUUGGCAAGGAUGACAAGCUAUGUCGUCCCGGACUUCGAACAGCGGCCACGAUCUCGGGCGUAUACUACCACCUCGCCCCAAGUGGGCCAGCCGCGCCAGCCCUCCCGAUCCCGCUCCUUCACCGUUGACCAACCGCUUCGCGCUAUCCCUCCCCCAUUGCCGAGGAGCAGUACCUCUCUCAACCUAGCUUCUGCCGGAGUUGCAGGGAAGGGCGUAAAACCGCCUCGUCCACCUAGGAGUCCGAGAAGACCGAUGGAGGAGGAUAUGAGGUUUUUGCAGGAGCUGACGGCCCUUGUGAGCCAGGAGACGGAACAGAGCUUUGAUGGUCUUGGAAGGGGGGCGCAGAUGGGAGAUUUGACAGAGGAGGGGGAAGGAGAUGCUGAUGACGAUUGGGAAGGGAACGAAAACCAGAGGACAAGGAGACAGAGAGACUCAGUGAAGACCAGACCGAGCAUAAGUACCGCCUCGUUCUAUUCCGACAGUUAUUCUCCGCUUGAUUCAGCUCGUCCCAGCACGGACACCACGGAUACGACGGGCCAAACGAGUUCUGCGCGGUCCUCGCAGCCGCAGGUAAUGUCUCUGGUCAUUGGCACAGGUCAGACACUCCUGGCCUCCGCCGACAUGAAAAAUCAGGAGGUGUUGGAGGACCCGAAAUUGUGGGUUGAUGAGAACCCGGGCGCUGAAUACGAUGGAAGUGAGAGGAGGAGGUUGGAAGCAAAAGAAAAGAGGCAUAGGUGGGCACUGGCGUUGCCUCCUGAUGAGCCUGCGGCCGCUCAAACUAUUAACUCUAUGAGCGAGGA
Messenger RNA from Dacryopinax primogenitus, 822 nucleotides. RefSeq lists its product as uncharacterized. The transcript is spliced from 2 exons. The record is from RefSeq and is a predicted model, not a curated record. The annotation marks the transcript as partial. NCBI's taxonomy places the organism in Eukaryota, Fungi, Basidiomycota, Dacrymycetes, Dacrymycetales, Dacrymycetaceae.